AUGAAUACAACAAGUGGUGAUUUAGCCAACCCCAUGACAUGGCAAGACAUCGGAGAUGAUUUUCCCAACUGCACUGAUGUAGAAGUCAGUCUGAAGACUUUUUACCUCCCUGUUAUGUACAGCCUCAUCUUUCUGGUGGGCUUCCCAGGAAACAUCAUUGCAAUCUGUGUUUACAGCUUCAAGAUGAGGCCUUGGAAGAGCAGCACCAUCAUCAUGCUGAACCUGGCGCUCACAGACCUGCUCUACCUCAUCAGCCUUCCCUUCCUGAUACAUUACUAUGCUAGUGGGGAGCACUGGAUCUUCGGGGGAUUCUUGUGCAAGUUCAUUCGUUUUGGCUUCCACUUCAACUUGUAUAGCAGCAUCCUCUUCCUCACUUGCUUCAGUGCCUUCCGCUACAUGGUGAUUGUCCACCCUAUGAAGUUUUUCCACAUCCAAAGGAAGCGGUGGACAGCAGUGGCUUGUGCAGCCAUUUGGGUGAUCUCCUUGGCAGCUGUCAGUCCCGUCAACUUCUUGAUCUCCUCAAAAGAGGAGCAAAACAGAUCCUUAUGCCUUGACUUCGCCAGCUCUGAAAACCUGGGUGCAAUCAGGUGGUAUAACUGGCUGCUCACAGGCCUGGCCUUCUUCUUGCCCAUGGUGACAGUAACUCUGUGCUAUGCACUCAUUAUUCAUGCCUUGGCCACUGGGCCCCAGGCUCAGGCUAGCCACAAACAGAAGGCUCGCAGACUUACCAUCAUCCUCUUGGCGGUCUUCUAUGUGUGCUUCCUCCCCUUCCAUCUUUUUCGGGUAGCUCGGGUUGAACUGCAGUUUUGUCCUGUCAGCUGUCAUGUUGAGAAGCAGAUUCACACCAUCUAUAUCAUUUCUCGGCCUCUGGCUGCACUCAACACCUGUGGUAACCUUCUGCUGUACGUCGUGAUGGGAGAUAACUUCCAGCAGGCCAUCCUCUCACUCUCAUGGUGCAAGUGGAGCAAAUGCAUCCAGACACCUGGGAGCAGUAAUUAUGUGAACAAGUCAGAAAUCACCUUAAGCAUAUAGAAGAGUCCCCUUGAAGAAAAUUUCAGCAAACCUGGGAUUGCUUUCUUGCCACAUAGGCAAGUCUGGUUAUUGUGUUUGCAAAUGACAUGAAAUUGAGAGGACAAAAUUACAAUGAUAAAUUGCAACCAUGUUCUGAAAAACCACAGGGUGCUAUUAGGCAGUGACAGGUGCAAAGUACUGAGUUUAAGUAGAAAUAAUGAACUGUACGAACACAAAAGGAAAAAUAAAAGCCAGAGAAGAGGCGAUGAGUUGAGCUCUGUAAGAAUAUUCCCAAGGGAAUGACGAAAGGGAAAAGGAACUGGACAUGAAAACAAGUGGUCCAAAAGUACCUCAGUGGGGGACAUCAGUGAGGGCUUUCUGUUGUGGAGGUAACAAUGCACUGGAAAGGACAAGAGGAGCCCAUGCCACUGUGUGUCUCCAGGAGCAGAUAUCAAGUCAUUUGACAAGAGAGACACAAGGCCACCUGAUCUCUGGAGAUCCAUUUUGGACAAUCAGCUCUAUUAUUAGGUGUGCACUGCUGGUAAGAUCAGUGCCAGUGAAAGAAGUAGUGCCCAGGGACAUCCCUGGGGCUGGAGGCUGUCCCACCACCCUGCCACAGCGCUGUGGCACCUGGGGCAUGUGGAGGGACAGCAGCAGACACUUGCUUCUUGACAAUGGCUGGUACCCACUACGGAUUAGCACCACUCCAAAGAUACUUGGGAAAUACAAGAUUCCCUUGUUUUGGGCUUUAUGGUUGAUUACAGAACAGAUGGUGCUACGCAAGCGCUGUGUGUAUGACAUUACAAUGUUUUUACAUGCCUUGUCUUGCCACUAGAUGGUGAUCAUUCAUGCUCAAGCUGCCUGGUUUCACAUAUGCACGUUUGAUUCAUGUCCAGAACAAAUAUGCAAGAUGAUUCACGUGAGAGAAGUCUUUUCUGAUAUCAUAAAUUCAUUACAUCUUAACUUUCUAACAUGAAAAAAAAAGCACAAACGCACAGUACAUACACUCUUCUGUGGAAGCACAAAAUGUGUCUCCUACUGCUUAUACAUACAGACCUGGAUCCUCUCAGUGGGUUGAAAAUACCUUUUUUCCUCUCUCAGAGCAAGGACCAUCAUUACAUUUUUAAUCCUUGUUCUCAGAAGCUCUUCUUUCUCAAGCCCAAGCUGAGCUUAUCGCACAUGAACAGAAGUACAGCCACAUGUACAACAUAAAACGAAGGGACUAAAGGUAAAAAAGUGUGUAAUGGAAGUGUUCAAGGCUUUCCAUCUCUGAGAAAGAGCAGAAAGAGUGACAGUCUCACAGUUUCAGUGACUUGGAAAGGGGCUGCCGUUCCACCUCUUCCUCUUUAUUUUCCCUUAACUUAGCCAUAGUUUAGUUGCCUUCUUUCUGUCUCACCUACUUGCCUACUGUUUCUCUUCACUCAGUUUGGGCUGAACUACCUGCUUCCAAAGUGCUGAAUCACAGAAUCUCCUGCAUCAGGAGGGACCCACAAUGACUGUGGUGUCCAGUUCUGACUCCACAUUCAAACCUUAAAUCUGAGAUCAAUGUCCAAAUGCUCCAUGAACUUCAGCAUCUCAGUGCCACGACCACUACCCUGGGCAGCCUGCUCCAUGCUAACUACUCUCUGGUUAAGAGUUUUCCUGAUAUCCAACCUGAAUCUAUCCUGUAUUUAGGAAGCACUCCCAGGAGCCAUGAUUCACCAGUGGGAUGGCAGUCUUCACCAGAAAGGUAGUCAUUUUUUUUCUGUUAAGUGUGGCUAAAUCUGAAGGGUGAAAGCUCAGCCCUAGUGCAGGCAGUUUUAAAGAAUUUAGGGUCUGCUCAGGUGCCCUGUGGGACCAGGAGAUCAUUAUCUCAUGUGACUUAUUCCUUCUGCUUGCUGUGAAGGGCGAGAUUUGAUAGCUUCUAUUUUCAGCAGCUGUAAGCUUACUGCUUAAACAAGGACCAGUGUUUCAGUUGCAGUAAACAGUACACACUAUCCGAGCUCUGCAUACAGUGUGACAAAAAAGCUAUGUGAGCUACUAUGAUACUGAAGGCUGAUUCACAAAGUAGUUAUGCUCCACUAACCAGGUUUCUGUUAGAAGUUUGUCUGCAAAGACAGUCGUGUCAACUUCAGUGCAUGGCAACCAUCUGCUCUCUGCCUGGGACUGCGUAGUGUCCAAAAAGGAAACUUUGCAAGGUAAACAGGGUUCGGACCUCUUAGAGAGAUGUCAGUUCUGAUGAUAGUAAUGAAGAGACUGUGGAAUUGCCUACUGCUUUCAUAGCCAUGUUGAACUUUACUCUUCACAGUGACUUACGUAGUGUCAGAGACUGCAGCAGAGUUAUUUUUUACCAUUACUUGUCAGGAAGGGCAAUCAGCAGUUUUUACCUUUUCUGCCAGCAUUGUGUGUUCCCAUUAGAAAUGAAAACAAAACUCAACUCAGACCUCCCAGAAAAAAUACUGUUCCAGUACUGACCCCCAAAGGAAAUCACUGAUCAUGUUCUGCACAACAAAAUCAACAAGAAAAUAUCUUGCAAAAUCUGUCCUUGUCCUAAUCUAAAUGUCUUUCAAACAAUUCCAGUGCUCAGUUUGACUGAAUGCCUAGAAAUAGUUAAACUGCGUGUAUAAUGAAAAUGAAUACCUUGCUUAACAUCUAGUAGAGUGAAAGCUUGGCAGUGGUUGACUAUUGAAAGUUCUGUGUUGGAUCCUGAUCUGAGACAAAGCCACAGUUUCAUUCAGGUGUAACUGUGUGUGCAGUUGGGCUGCUGUGACAUUAGCCGUGCAGUUUAACUCCUCAGCAGAGAUCCACCAUGUGAAGGAAGGGCAGUACUGGCCUCACCAUGGAGUCAUUUAGACAUUGGACAGAUGUUAUCAUUUUGCUGGGAGGAUAAACUUGGGAUGGUUGCUGCUCCCCUCUGUCACUCUUCUGUCAUCUGCAAAUGCAGGCUGAGUGAUCCUAAACUCUAAAACAACAAAUGAGCAAUGAAUACAUUGCUAUUCAACUGCUUCAAGCCCUGAAAUGUAUUCACCUUUCCCUGCCAGAACAAAAGGAGAAGAGAUUAAAAAAAAAGCUUAUUCUGUUCCUUUACAGUUCCCAUAUGUUUUGUGAAAGUAGAGGCAUUAGUGGUGUCAGAUGAUGCCACUUUAACAUAAAAGCCAUAAAUUAUGUCUGGGGGGAAAGAAGCAUGCCCUGAAGAAGGUAUAUUUCAAGGCUUGUUUUCAGGCUCCUAACUGAUGUGUCUUGCAGCCUUGGUGCCUGGGAUGCCUGAGUGCUGCAGUGGAGCACAGAGACAGUGAGAUGAUUCUAACACAGGAGAGAAAAUACAUUCCUCCUUUGAGUCAGAGCUGUACUUUGGGACCCAGAGGGAGAAGGGGCAAAGUCAGUAAACAGUGAGCUGAGUCUCUUUCCAAAACAAAAUUUAAAACUCAAACAUCGACUGCUCAAAACCACACAGAGGGAACAUGGUUUUUCUGGGUUGCUGCAGGAAAGUACAAUGCAGAGUGUGUUUGAUUCAUCACCUCUAGAAUCCUGAAAGGCAUUUGAUCUAAAGGGUAUUUUAUCUCCUAAGAUCUCUUCUCUAUUCCUUUGCUCUCCUCAGUGGAUGAUAUCACUGAUACCUAAACCAAGAGAGAGGUGGUUGCCUGGAAGCUACAGUCACAGUGACACUGUGCUCUUGUAAGGAAAACAGAGCUCUGGGGUGUUUUUCUAUACUUCUGCUUUUUCUGUGAUCAAAUUCUGUCAUGGAUUUACUUUAAGUUUGUGGAAUAGCAGUGGAAUAUAAGGUGAAGAAGAACAAAAUGCAGUGCUGGGAGCACACAGCCAAUGCUGUACUGAAUCCUAAUGAAACAAGGUAGAAAGUACCAGCUCCCAGAGACACAUUUUUCUUCAUAUCUUUUCAUUAAGCAUAGUUGUGUUUCCAGCACGCUCCUUUGUCAGCGAGGAGCAUUAAGAAUGGAUUUACUUCAGCCCUGAAUAAUCCCAGAGGGGCUAUUUUCAACUGAAUGAACCAGGAUUGUCCGAUUGUUUAUGAGCUCAGAAGUAAAGAAGAAGACCUGGCAGAAAAAAGAGAUGCAAACAUACUGUGCGGCAACUUAAAGCAAUAUGUCCCUUUGAAAGUUGCUAUUUCCUCUCGCUUCAUAAGGCUUCUUAGCAACAGGAAGUUAUCUGAGCAGACAAGGCAGCAGCCCCUGCCUACAGGAGUGUUCUCACCUUUACCUCUCUGUGGGUAAAUUGCACAGUGAUUCUUGCACAUCAUUCCUGUUUAACAGGUGAUGGAACUGAGGCACAGUGCAGAUAAGUGACUUGCCUCUGUCACAAAACAAAUGAGCAGCAGGAAAAGAUCACUUCCCAGCCCCGGGCUUUUCAGAGUGCAAUAAAGGCUUAAGGCAAGGCUUUCAAAUUGCUCUGUAGCGGUAGGUCAGCAAUGAAGUCCAAGUUAGAGCAGAGCUCAGCCCAAGUGCGCUCCCAGCACUGCACUCUGCACCUACAUGGCUGACAAACGUCGAUGGAAAUCCUCUGUACCAGAACAAAAUCCUAGAAGACAUUUCCCCCGUAAAAUGCAGACUUGAAGGAACAGGAAUGGGGGCUCGUAUUGUGCUGGAAGCACCACGAAGAGCAGUUGAUGUAGCAGUUCUUGGCUCUGCAGGAGCUGCGAGUAAUUGCUGUUCCCUGCAAGUGCUAUAAUUCUAAUUCCCAGUAGAGGGCAGACAAAGCACUUCCAGAAAAGGGAUCUCCUUGGUAAAAGCUUAAGUGUGUGGGAUAACUGUAAUUUGGAACAGGUCUGCGCUGGAUAAGCAGCAGAGCACAGGCAGAGGAAUAAAAUGAUGUUUGUAUCAUCCACAAGAGCAAGGUGGGAGCGCUGGUUCGACUUCUUCCAGAGAAGCAUAAGCUGGUUCAUACUUUUAAACUGGGUAUAGCUAGAGUGGCUAUGUGGUAAAUAAUAUAAAUUAGCGUAAACCAAGUACCUCUCAUCUUGUGCCUAUGGAUGUUGUCUCACAAGCAGUGAUAGGGCCAUGUAAGUACAGCAGUGAGAAAGGUAAAACAGAAAGUUAGCUUAUCCUCUUUGGGCAACAACUUCAGCCCCUCCUGACUGCCACAACCAAUAGUGGGUCUUUCUCUACCUCCUGGUGUUGACCACUCUGUAGCUGCAGGCAAUAACAGCUUGUGCUUCCUUCUCACCCAUUUUUGCACAUAUGAAAUGCAGGCAGGUUUCUUUGUACCUUGUUAAACGAGGGAGAAGUGUGGCUGUAUGCAUCAGCGCAUCUUUUCCUUCUUUCUCCCCACGAGAAGAGCAGACACCUCUCCAGGUGAGCCUGCCUGAGGUGAGGGUGCUGGGAACAGAUCUCUCUCAUCAGCUGUUCUUCUUCUCUGAAGCAGGAUUCCACACUGAUUCACUAUAACCCAGACUUAAAUCUACUAAAAGUAGAUUUAACAAGAGUUUAUUUUCUGCUUCCUUCCUGGUGCAGAACCAGGACCAGAGCUCUGGGGGAAAGGCAGCAGGAAAAUGUCUCCUGCCCAGAAGGCCCUAAGGCUGGGACAAUGCCUGCCGCUGGGCUUAUUCCUCUGUUUCCCAUCCUUAGACCUGAAAUUUGCUGAACUCAGGAAGACAGGCUCAGCAAUGUUCCCUACUGCAAGAACUGUGUGUUUUGAAAGGCACAUGUCCUGUCUAUUCUGGAAGGGUCACACCUGCUGGCACAGUCUGGGUGGGUGGCAGUGAAUCUCCCUCCAUCUCCCUCCAGUCAAACAAGCUGAUGAAAUUGGUGGAGAUGUGACACUACAGGCAAUAGUCUCCACAGUUAUCACAUCAAAGGCUAGAGAGGAGGUGUGCCUGGAAAUGAAUUACCUCUGUGGCCCUAAUGAGGCAGAGAGGAGCCCUUUGGGCAGCAGCGUGUGUUUUUACUACACUGAGGCACAUGAAUACCUUGCAAAGAGAUUUUCACAGCACAUUACUGGAAGAGAAGGAAGAAGCAUUAAUCCUGAAAUGCAGUCCAGACAAAUGAGGUUAAAUUACAUAUUCUCUGUCUGGCUUGUACUGUAAUGUGUGAAUGUAGCACUGCUGGAUACCAGCACUGGCUGGGGAGAGGUAUGUGGAAUUCAGCACAAGGUUGUAUUUGAUGUCUACCACACUCUUCCAAGGGAUCAGAUUUCUCUACCCAGAGGUUAUCAGUGCCCCUACCAACAUUCCUUGCCCUGUUAAGUGUGAGAGCUACUUCAAAUGAUGUGGUUCUCAUGCAAAAAUCUUCAUUAUUCCAAAGAAAACCUUAUCCUGUACUAAAGAAAGACUGUUCUACACAAGUCUGUGGCAGUGGGUGGAAACCAGCAAACCUCUCCUGCAGGGAGUCAACAAGGUGACUUUGGCAAGGAUCAGAUGGAUCUCAGCACCUGUUCUCUCUCACCACGAAGUUCCCUCAGGGGAUCAUUUGAUGUUAAGCUUUGUACAAAUUCUCCUUGUAUUGCCUUAACUAAGGAUUACUAAUAUAGAGAGACGGCGUUUAUUCUGCACAGUCUUAUGAAUUCUUUUUUGAGGCCUCCUGGAGAAAUUCAAGGCUGUUCUGUGGAUUCCACAGAGCACAAAACAUUGGCUCGAGCUGUAAAGUAGGCCCUACUUGUUGCUGGUGUUCUGUGGUGCAUGAGAAGUGUCAUCUCAGGAGCACAAGUUUUUACUCUAAACCUUUUUGAUCCUAGGCAGAUGAUGAAGGUUUUUGUACACUUCUUCUUGAGGUAGAGACACUGGAGCGUGAACAGCCACACUAAGCAGUGUGAAUCAAGUCUUCGAAGAAAGGAUUAGCUAUAUGACUACUGAACCCCUCUUCCUGUCAGGUGUAGAGCCCUCUCUGGUUGACAGUUUAUUGUCCCCUACCCUGGCAUGCAGAGGCGAUGUGAUAUUUCACUGCCAGUCACAAAGACACCAUCAAUUUACUAUCCAGGAGACUUCAGCUCAGUCCAGCCACUUCCAUGGUUGCAGUGAGGAUUAUCUCCGCACACCAACCAUUGAGGAUGAGAAUUAGGAAAAAUUGCCUGACCCAAGAUAAGAGAGAGCCAUUUGCUCUCAGAAUGAGGGCUGACUUCCCUAUAUUGGUUUAUCUGGGAAGAAUUCAUAUAUGCUGAUUACAGCUAAUAGAAAAAUUUCCCACAGGGUACUUUUCCCCCAGAAAAUGCUGAGUUGGGAGAAUCAAAGUGCUUCACGUGAAUGUCUUCAAUCUAUCAAAAAUGCUGGCAGAAAGCAGGUAGCAGCAUCCAGGAUUCUCAGCUACCCAGCCAGAGAAGCAGACCCAAAUGGGGAAUGGGAUGGAGCACAACAGUAGGAUGGAGAGGGCUGCUGGCCUCAGAAGCUGCUCGGCCUGGUGUCAUCCAGCUCCCAUCCUGGGAUGGAAAAUGUUUCUCUCUGGGAGGGGGCCACAAGAGGAUAAAACCUGAUAUGUUGCUGCUUCUCUCAGAUUUUUCACAAAAGCCUGUGCUGCUGGAGCUGUGGUUGAGCUGCUGCUCCAGACAUAAAUAACACUGUUGGGAGUUUCUGGGAGAGAAGUCCAAGACCCAGCUCCAGGAUGUUUUGCAUCACAAAAUUCUCCAUCCAAGUCCAGAUUAUGCAGUGAGCUCACCCUUACUAUAUUCAGUAGUGAUUUGGGCAAUGGAGUAGAAAGCAUACCCUUUAAGCAUGCAGAUGACAAGAUGACUGUCGGCAUGCUUGAAGACAGCAUUUGAUUCAAAGCAAUUUACAGAAAUUGGAGAAAUGGUCUGAAAACACAAGAUGCAAUUCAGUGAGGACAAGUGCAAAAUUUAUGAUUAUAGGAAUAUAACCAAAACUGCAAAAAACGGGUCUGCCUGCUUAGGCAGCAUUACUGCAGUAAAGAAUCAAAGGUCUUAGCAGAUCACAAGCUGGAUAUCAGACAAAUAUGCUGUGAAAAGGGCAAACAGCAGAAUGGGAUGUGGAAAUGAGAGUGCAGACUGCAGGCAUCAGACUCCUGAGGCACUCGCUUCUACCGCACCUCCUGCAAUGCCAGCAGGCAAAACCUCUUGGAAUCAGGACACAGGAUUUCAGGAGAGACAGGCAACUUGCUGCCUGCACCCAAGGCAAUCCUACAGAAAGGAUUCUGCACUUGGCUUGUUGCACUGACUGCCAUGAAAGCCAGUGGGUUAGAGGGCUAGAUGCCUUGCUGGUGCAAUUUAAUUUGGCUUCAAAGCUAGUGCAAGACAACAGUUUCUCUUGAGGAGCUGAAUCUUCUAUUAUAAGGUGUUGUGAUUUCUUCACCAUCUCCCUAAUACUGGUUUAGCCUUUUUCUGUUGCAGUGGUCGAUCAAACUCACUUUGACUGAUGAUUAUUUCUGCUAAAUGUUUUAUGACACUACAAUUCUAACUCAUCAUUACCUGAUCAGAAACAAACAGUGGUAAUGCAAACAACUGUUUUACUCGUUUAUAACUCUAAUGAUCAUGAAAAGAAAGGAAUUAAAAUAAGUGAGCUUGGGAGGAAAAUAAUACUUUUCAAAUUUGAAAUGUAUCCCACAGGACUGAGCUCCUUUCACUGCCCACACAGUGACAACACUUUGACACCAGCCCUGCUGAGAAAGGCUCAUUUCCAAAGUGGAUGGGAACAGGACCCAUAGAAUCAUAGAAUGGUCUAGGUUGAAAAGGACCACAAUGAUCAUCUGGUUUUAAUCCCCCUGGUAUGUGCAGGGUGACCAACCACCAGACCAGGCUGCCCACAGCCACAUCCAGCCUGGCCUUGAAUGCCUCCAGGGAUGGGGCAUCCACAGCCUCCUUGGGCAACCUGUUC
Coturnix japonica (Japanese quail) is the source of this 9760-nucleotide messenger RNA. RefSeq names its product oxoglutarate receptor 1 (gene OXGR1). Gene Ontology annotation, cellular component: plasma membrane. Lineage: Eukaryota; Metazoa; Chordata; Aves; Galliformes; Phasianidae. The record is from RefSeq and is a predicted model, not a curated record. Gene Ontology annotation, biological process: G protein-coupled receptor signaling pathway. Gene Ontology annotation, molecular function: G protein-coupled receptor activity.